This is a messenger RNA of Culex quinquefasciatus (southern house mosquito), 1124 nucleotides long. RefSeq lists its product as uncharacterized. The record is from RefSeq and is a predicted model, not a curated record. Bases 110 to 973 code for a protein of 287 amino acids. Gene Ontology annotation, molecular function: zinc ion binding; nucleic acid binding. The transcript is spliced from 2 exons. NCBI's taxonomy places the organism in Eukaryota, Metazoa, Arthropoda, Insecta, Diptera, Culicidae.
AUGAGCCAGAAAUAUUGAAGGUUAUGGGCCCAGACAGGCACCAUAGCGACCGUCGUUAGAAAAUCAACAAGUGGAAAAUCUUCACCGGAAACUUCAAGAAGUUCUGAAGAUGGUUCUGGAUGGAUCAAGCGGAAGUGGUUCCGGUACUGGUUCCGGCGUAGCUGUUCCAAGCGUUUCCAGUUCAAGCUCCAUACCCGUUGGAGAGAGGCUACGUGGACGAAAAAACUAUCGAUCGUGGGCCUUGGCGAUGAAAUGGACGUUGAUACGGGAAGGAACGUGGAAAGCGGACGUUGACGUAAAAGAAGGUACUGCAGUAGAUCCAGCACUGUCUGAGCGAGCUUUAACGACGAUCUGCCUCGGGAUUACGCCUGCCAACUACAGUCACGUACAGGACGUUGAGACGGCACGUGAAGCCUGGACGAAGUUGAAGAAUGCGUUUUCGGACAGCGGAUUGACCCGGAGGAUGGGGUUGCUGCGAAAGCUGACAUCGUUGCGGCUGACAGAGUGCAGAACCGUCGAGGAAUACGUGAACGAGAUAAUGUCGACGAAGUACCAGUUGGACCAGAUCAACUUCAAGGUCGAUGACGACUGGUUGGCAAGUAUUCUACUCAUGGGGCUGCCGGAGAGCUACGGACCAAUGUUGAUGGGGUUGGAAGCAUCAGGAGCGAAAUUGACAGCAGACUUGAUCAAGACGAAGAUCCUGCAGGACGUGAAGAAAGAUGAUUACGUGACGUUAUCAGGAACCGAAGGAGCUUUUGUGAGUCACCAGAGAAGGCCGGCGAAGGACAAAACGAAGGUCAAGUGCUUCAAGUGUAAGCAAAUGAGCCAUUUUGCUUCAGAAUGCCAGUCACCGGGACCAGUAGAAAGCUCGAACUCGGGGCACCUGAAGACGACGGGCAACUCAGCAUUCAGCGUCGGUGCGAGGGCACCAGAAAGCGCGGGUUCGUGGAUCGAGGAGCGGCGAAUGUUUUGACGAGAACGGUGUCCGGCUCGAAAUUGAUUGAAGCUAGAAGAUGUUUGAGAGUUAAAAAAUCUAGCUUAAGGGGGGAUGUUGGCAUUAUAGUAAGCCACGAUUUUAAAAGAUACAAUAAAGAUCAUUACUUGUCUUAACCUACUACACUAAA